CAGUUUUGUGAGGUUCAACGACGAGGUUGACCUUUUAUAACAAAUGGUCGACCUCUUUGGGAAGCGUGAAAAGUCGACCAAAAUACCUCAUAGGCCGACCAUUUUGCACUUAAUAGGUCGACCGCAUAAGUAUGAGGUCGAUCACGUGCACACCGUAUCCGUAUCGGAUAAGGAUUUCACCACCAGAAAGAGCUUUUGUGAAGAAGGUCCUUUGUGGUUGUUGAUGUACGUGUUGCAAGAGGUCGACCACGUCGAAGAAUACCAUUCGGCUGACCCUUAUCUCAAUCAGGUCGACCUCUGUUUGACAAUUGCUCAAAAUUGAAUUUAGGGCACAACACUCAGACUUCUGUACUUGCGAGGUAAGGAAGAUCAAACCCAUAGGUCAACCUAAUGUUUUUCAAGGUGGACCGUUUCUGUUUGUUUUGGUUGUUCAUCCUGAAUGUCGACUUUGGCUUUGUUUGUAAGACUAUGUUUUGCUUUAAAGGUCGGCCGGUCAAUCUGUCUGGUCAACCUAUUCGUUGUUCGUGGUAAUAUUACACUUGCUUUUGUUGUUAAAUUGGUAUUUUCCUGCUUGAUAGGUCGACCUAGAAAGAGCAAAGGUCGACCUAAAUGGUUCUGGUAGUGACAAAUUGUCUUUAAUGUCGACAACAUAAUAGGCCAGGUCGACCACGUCUCUGCUUUUGAUCAAUUGUACAAAAUUGAAGUUGAAUUAUUAUUUGUUUUUUUUAAUUGUUUAGACGAUGGCGCAUGAUGAGAGAUAACAACACGAUUUGGGUGAAAUCAUGAAAGUGUUGAAAGCGUGGUGUUUAUACCGAACAAAUUCGUAACAAGUUGAUGGAUGAUGAUGUGGUGUUUAUGUCGAAUGCUAGUGCAUGCCAAAAGGUUAGUCAAUGUCCCUAUCUCAUUAAGCUUCCAAAGUGCAUUUGUUUGUAUUCGCUUUUUAUAACAUAUAGUGAGUCAUUCGUUGCUAGAUAUUUAUGUCAGUUCUGGACGAUGAAGCACGUCAUUGAUUUUUGUAGCUCUUCAAUGUCCAGCAAAAAAUCACAUUUUUGCUUGAAAGUCUACCUUCAACUAGUGAGGCGAAUCGUAAGUGUAAAUCAAACCUCUACAAGAAAUUGGUAAGUGUUUCCUAUAAUUUUCUGACUACUAAGUGUCACGUAUUAUGCUAGAAGCAUAUAAUAUUUGUUAUUUGUGUGUAGUGUCCAAAUUGCAUGAUAUUUUCAAACUGGAGUGUAUGAGCAAUGUAGCAGUACCAUAUUUUCAAACGAAAAAGCAAAGAAAUGAAGUCAUUAAGUUACAAUGUUGCAUUAUUUAGACAUUACGUUGAAUUUAUAUUUGCAAGGUUGUUUCUUUUUGGAUAUUGAAUGUUUUUUGUUUAUUAGAUUUGUUAUACAAUUAUGGAUGUCAAGGAAUUUACGAUUUGAAUCGUCUACUACAAGAGGUCGACCAUAUAAUCAAAGAGGUCGACCUCGUAGGCAGAGCACAGGUCGACCUCGUAUGCUUACGGUCGACCUAUGAUACCUUUACUUAGCUCCUAAACAAUGUCGAAUAAGGAUUCAGUCCUGUC
This is a messenger RNA of Linum trigynum, 1567 nucleotides long. The record is from the annotation of a GenBank genome assembly. Lineage: Eukaryota; Viridiplantae; Streptophyta; Magnoliopsida; Malpighiales; Linaceae.